AUGGCAGAGAAUGAUCUUACCGCAUUGGAUCUUACACAUGUGCUGUACGACGCUUCCUCGCAUGUCUCGUUAUUCAUGGCAUUAAUCACAUUGUCGCCUAUCCUACUGAUGGCUUCGUACGCAGUGCUCGCUGUAUUUACGCGCGAGUUAACGAUCAUCAACAUGUGGGCAGGGCAGCUGCUGUGUGAGGCCUUCAACUGGGCCAUCAAGCGCGCAAUCAAGCAGGAACGUCCCUCUGGCAGUGUGGGGACUGGCUACGGCUUCCCUUCAUCUCACAGCCAGUACAUGGCGUACUUCGCCACCUUCCUGGUGCUACACCUUCAUUUCCGGCAUCGCUUCGUCUCGACUGGCAGUUGGAUCAUCGACCAGUCAUUUCGAUUACUGCUGCACGCGGCAUUCAUAGGCUGGGCUGGAACAGUCGCGUAUUCAAGGCACUAUCUGCAGUACCAUUCGACUGCGCAGGUUCUGUGGGGUGUCUCAAUCGGCGUCGCUUUCGCAUCGGUAUUCUACGCCGUGACGGAGCUUGUACCCAUCAAGCGACCACAGUCCCUCCUGGGUCGCCUACGGACGCUCGCGCUUGCGAACCCGGUGUCGUCCUGGUUACGACUUCGUGACGGCUGGGCAGUCUGGUCCGAUAGUGGGAUCGAAGAACACUGGCUGGUCUGGCGGCGAGAAUGGGAACGGAAGACAGAAAAGAAAAGUAGUUAA
This is a messenger RNA of Peniophora sp. CBMAI 1063, 708 nucleotides long. NCBI's taxonomy places the organism in Eukaryota, Fungi, Basidiomycota, Agaricomycetes, Russulales, Peniophoraceae. The record is from the annotation of a GenBank genome assembly.